UCCGGUGUCACAGUCCGUGUUCAGGUAUGAGCCAGGCCCGGUUCUGAACGUCCAGGAGGGGAAAGCAGCGGACCGACACCGGCUGAGGACAGGUGUGUGUGUGUGUGUGUUUGGAUGCUGGAGCGCGCACGAUGCUGAGCGCCGUGAAGAUGGAAGGACACGAACAUCCGGACUGGAGCACCGGCACCGGCACCGGCACCGGGGGAGGAUACUACGGAGAGAGCGAGUGUUACUCCGCAGGAGUCAACAUGAACUCCUACAUGAGCGCGCCUGCCAUGACCGGCACCGGGCACAUGAACGCGCACUACGUGAACCAGGUCGGGGUCAGCCACGGCUCGAUGCCCGCCGGGGGGUUGUGUCAGAGCCCCGGGGCCGUGGUCCAAGCCGGAGCCGGGAUAACGAGCCUCGGCGCGGGGCUGCCGCCGAGCAUGAGCCCCAUCAGCCCGCCGCCGUACGGGAACAUGCCGGUGAUGAGCCCGGUGUACGGGCAGGCGGCCUGCGGGAUCCGGUCCAGGGAGCCCAAGCCGUACCGGCGCAGCUACACGCACGCCAAGCCGCCGUACUCGUACAUCUCGCUGAUCACCAUGGCGAUCCAGCAGUCCGGCAGCAAGAUGCUGACCCUCAACGAGAUCUACCAGUGGAUCAUGGACCUGUUCCCGUUCUACCGGCAGAACCAGCAGCGCUGGCAGAACUCCAUCCGGCACUCGCUCUCCUUUAACGACUGCUUCAUCAAGGUGCCGCGCCUCCCGGACAAACCGGGGAAGGGCUCCUUCUGGGCCCUGCACCCGGACUCGGGGAACAUGUUCGAGAACGGGUGUUACCUCCGGAGGCAGAAGCGGUUCAAGUCCGGGAGGAAGCCCGACACAGGUGACAAGGAGGCGGCCGGAGGGAAGCCGGGCUCCUCGGAGGUGGGCUCGGUCAGCAGCACCAGCGACUCCGACUCCCCGCACUCCUCCUCCUCACCUCCUCCACCUCCUCCACCUCCACCUGCGGCCUCAGAGGUGAAGGCCGCCGGGGUGGAGCUCAGAGCGCACCGGGCUGACCUGCUGCCGUCCAGCCCGGUGCGCAUGCCCUCCCCGCACCUGUUCUCCCACCACCACCAGCACCACCACCACCACGCGCUGCUGCUGCACGAGGCCGCGCACCUGAAGCCGGACCACUACCCCCACCACCCCCAUCAUCACCCCCACCACCCACACCUACUACUCCUUCAACCACCCGUUCUCCAUCAACAACCUCAUGUCCGAGCCGCAGCACCACAAACUGGACCCGGUGGUGCAGUACGGAGGGUACGGCUGCCCGGUGUCCGGAGCGCUGGUGGCGGCUAAAAGCGGCCUGGACCCGGGUCACACCGACACCGGCUACUACCGAGGCGUGUACACGAGACCCAUCAUGAACUCCUCCUGAAGCGCGCGGGACUUUUUCUACCUGUUUCCAU
Messenger RNA from Larimichthys crocea (large yellow croaker), 1438 nucleotides. Its product is annotated as forkhead box protein A2. The record is from RefSeq and is a predicted model, not a curated record. NCBI's taxonomy places the organism in Eukaryota, Metazoa, Chordata, Actinopteri, Sciaenidae. Gene Ontology annotation, biological process: anatomical structure morphogenesis; cell differentiation; regulation of transcription by RNA polymerase II. The transcript is spliced from 2 exons. The coding region runs from base 132 to 1328 and encodes 398 amino acids. Gene Ontology annotation, molecular function: DNA-binding transcription factor activity, RNA polymerase II-specific; protein domain specific binding; RNA polymerase II cis-regulatory region sequence-specific DNA binding.